This is a messenger RNA of Emiliania huxleyi CCMP1516, 1068 nucleotides long. Its product is annotated as mitochondrial carrier protein. Bases 55 to 1068 code for a protein of 337 amino acids. Gene Ontology annotation, molecular function: phosphate transmembrane transporter activity. The transcript is spliced from 5 exons. The record is from RefSeq and is a predicted model, not a curated record. Gene Ontology annotation, cellular component: mitochondrial inner membrane. NCBI's taxonomy places the organism in Eukaryota, Haptophyta, Isochrysidales, Noelaerhabdaceae. Gene Ontology annotation, biological process: mitochondrial phosphate ion transmembrane transport.
CCAAGUACAGCAGUCUAGCCCUGAGCAUUCUAGCCCUGAGGAGGAGGAGGACUGAUGAACCUGCUCCUCUCUCUACUCCUCGCCGCGUGGGUGCCGGCGUGGGGGCGAGUAUCGCCAUCGCGGCGACGAAGCGGUCGGUACUACGCCGGUGUCUCUCUGUCUGGCGCGGUGGCCAGCUCUACGACUCACGUGCUGGUCCUACCGCUUGACGUGGUGAAGACUCGCAUGCAGACGGGCAGCCGCCUCGGCUUGAUGACAGCCGCUGGCGCUGUCCUCGCAGACGCGCCCGGCCGAGGGCUAUUCCGCCUCUCGGUUUUUCUCAAGGGCCUGCCUCCGACGGCAGUCGGGUACUUUCUCCAGGGUGGUGCCAAGUUCGGCGGCUACGAGGCGCUGAAGCAGGAGUCGUUUGCGCGGCUGCGGGCGGCUGGAGGGGAGGAGCUGACGCGCCGAUGCCAGCUUCCAGCCAUGCUCGCGUCGGCCGCGGCCGCAGAGAUGGCUGCGACCGUCCUCUUGGCACCGCUGGAGGUGCUCAAGCUCCGCAUGCAGACGGACGCGGCAGCGGCAGCGCGCGGCGCGGCGCGCACCCUGCUGCACAUCUCGCGGCACGAGGGCCUCGGCGCGCUCUACAAGGGGCUCGCGCCGAUCGCGAUGCGCCAAGUACCCUACACCAUGAGCAAGCUGGUCGUCUACGACCAAGUCGCCCGCCUCGCCAAGAGCGCUUGCGUGGGCGAGCGGGAGCACCUGCGACCUUGCGCGAUCGUCCUCACCGGGCUGGUCGCAGGCGCCGCAGCAGCGAUCGUCUCGCACCCCGCCGACUUGCUGCUCACCCGCCUGUGCGGCUCUGCCACGGCCAGCACGGCCACCAGCGUCGCAGAGUGCGUCAUUGCGGACGGCGUGCUCGAGCAGGCCAGGUACUUAAUGAGCCUCGGCUUGCGCGGAGCAUACGCCGGGCUGGCGCCGCGGCUCGCAAUGGCUUCGGUGGCUCGCCAUGACGUCGGUGAUGACGUCCAUCCAAUUUUCGCUAUACGAGUGGCUGCAGAUGUCAUUGGGUGUGCGCCCGCAGGCUGA